AUGACUGAAUUUUGUUUUAUUGAAGGCAAGCACAAUAAAGCUGAGUGCGAGAAACAGUGUCCAAUAAAAACCCCGAAGAGAGGUUUAUACUGUGGACCGGGCUCAAGUUUGCUUGGUUCAGCCCAUUGUAUUACACUUCAAAUUGGCCUGGCUUUGAAGAAACCAAUGUUGGAAAAGACAACGGGUGAAAUGCCCAGCAUUAAAUGCUUUGCCAAAAUAAAAAAGACAAUUACGACAAAGGGCUACAGAGGCAGAAAAGAAAGGAAAUUAAUGGAGGGCAAAAUACGUGCAAAGAAUCGUCUAAGAGAAGGGACAGUGCUCCGCAAUAGGCAGGUAAAUAAUCACAAAAAUUACAGUGCUUCACUCUUCAAGUCCCCAUACAGCGUACCACCAUUACAUGCGGAAACAAUAGCAAAUAACGAGUGA
This is a messenger RNA of Dovyalis caffra, 426 nucleotides long. Lineage: Eukaryota; Viridiplantae; Streptophyta; Magnoliopsida; Malpighiales; Salicaceae. The record is from the annotation of a GenBank genome assembly.